UGACCAAACCCAUCCAGCCUACAACACAAAUACCAGGUCCAACACUUUAAUUUCCCAAAAAAAAUACAUUAUUAUCUUCAGUAUACAGAACACUGGAAAAAAAAAUGAACCCUAACAUUUUCUCUUGAAUGUACUAAAGCCCAGUGAAUUCAUAGCUGUUAGAUACCAUUUGCAGCAAAGAUUCUCAUGCAUCUUCGCUUUCCAGGUUUUUGCUUCGCCAUUUCAGGCAAAAAAGUUAUUGUUCUUGUCUUCUUCCAUCAGAAAAAUCCAAUUCAAAUGGUAACUUAUUGAUUUUUAAUUUUGCAUUGCUUCUUUAGUAAUAUUUGGACUUCAAAUCUAUUGUACACGAUUUUCAGAUUCAAAAGUAGUCCCACAUUGAUUUCAAACUAAAAAGCCCUAGAAUUGGUCCUCUAUAAAUAGAACCCCAUUCUCCUCAUUUCAAAGAAGUUGAAGAUACCCAAAAAAAAUUGAUUUCUCAGUUAACUCGACUCCAAACUAGAGGAAAAGUUUCUUGCAAGUUGAGUUUUCCUUGAAACGUCGGAUUCAGUUUAAAUUUUGUUCGAUUCGAGUUGGUUUGUGGCUUUGGUGAAAGAAAGGUGAUCUACUCAACUCCCGUUGUAGGAGAGGUAUCAACCCAGCCCAUGAAAAAUGAUAAUAAUUUCUGCUAGAUUGAUAAUAAGAGGAAAGAGAAGCCCAAAGAAGAUGAACUUGUCUGAAAACAUUUGAUGCUUCCUAGAUUGAAAAUAAUCCUGUAAUACUCAUUUGGGGAUUUAUUCUCAGCCAUUGGAUGAGCUUCAUCAACUUUGAAUCAAGGCUGUCCAGCUGUUAAAACUGUACAAAAAUAUUUGAUGGCCAAAGUUCACACGUGGAAGCUAAAUAGAUUUUAUUAGCUGUAUUUACUUUUUCCAUUUAUUAAUUAUAGAAGUUUGUUAUAGCUAGGCUAAUAAUAUUUAGACAAGUGUACAUGAUAGGAAUGUAUAGGAAGGUUCCUUUAUUUCUUCUACUGGUCUAUAUACAUGUAUCCGGCCAACAGUGAAUACACAAGAAAAGGAAGGAAAUUUCUAAAUCUGUAUUGUCUUUAAUUUCUAAUAUGGUAUCAGAAGCCUAGGGAUAAAACCUUCAAUCAUUCCUUCUUCCAUUCUCUGUCAUUCAUAAAAUUUUCAAUCAACUACAAUGAGUGAUACUAAUGAAACUGUUGUGGUUGCUGGUACUCAGUCUUCAGGCACCCUCGUUGAUUCUUCACACCCUCUUUACAUCCAUCCUUCAGACUCACCAGGUAUGUGCUUGGUGAGUUCUUUCUUCAAUGGGAAAGGAUAUGGGGGUUGGAGAAGAGGGGUCCUUAUUGCUUUGUCAGCCAAAAACAAAGUCGGAUUCAUAGAUGGCACCAUCACUCAACCUGCUGUCACUGAUGAGACUUUCAAAUCAUGGACAAGGUGCAAUAAUAUGGUUAUAUCAUGGAUCUUAAACUCCCUCUCAAAAGAAAUAGCAGAGACUGUGCUUUACUCUAAGACUGCUAAGGAAAUAUGGACUGAGCUUGAGGAGAGGUUUGGUCAAAGCAAUGGCCCCCAACUCUAUCAACUGCAGAAGGAGAUCAGUGAAUUAGCACAAGGAAACUCUGACAUUGCAGGUUAUUAUACUAAGCUUAAGAGACUUUGGGAUGAGCUUGACAGCUUAGACAUGUGUCAACAUUGUACCUAUGAAUGUUCUUGUGGAGGGAAGAGUAAAACCCUCAAGUCACAACAGGAUGCAAGGCUGAUUCAAUUUCUUAUGGGUCUGAAUGAUGCAUAUUCAGGUCCCAGAAGCAGCUUGCUGAUGCUUUCUCCUUUACCAUCAGUUAAUCAUGCUUAUUCUCUUCUCAUUAGGGAUGAGAAACAAAGGGAGGUGCAAGUUUUUCAACAUCCAGGUUCUUCUCAUCAGGGAGAGACUGCUUUCUUUGCUGCAAAACAACAGUAUGGAGGUCAAAAAUUCAAUUAUGAAAAAAGGGAUAAGUAUGAUCCACAUAAACCUCUGCUGUUCUGCAAUCAUUGCAAGAAACCAAAUCACACAGAAAAAAAAUUGCUAUAGACUCAUAGGCUUUCCUGCUGAUUUCAAAUUUACUAGAAGCAAGAAGUUUCCUCCUCAUGCAAAGAGUAAUGCAGUAUUUUCAAGUGUAGAUGGAAUUAGUCAGUCAUUUGGAGAUGGGAACAAGCCUAUGACCCAAGAUCAAUUUCACUCAUUGUAUCAGCUACUGCAACAUACUAAAAAUGGAACUCAGGGUGCUCAAGUUACUGAGGACAUUGCUGCUGCUAAUACAGCUGGCCCCUUCCCUAAAGAGGCCAAUACACCUUGGUAGAGUAAAGCAAGGAGUCUACAUAUUCCAUUCAGUCAGACCUUCUCCAGCCAAGCCUAGAGUUGCAGCUUCCAUUAGCAAUAGUUUUCCUAGAGUUUCAUCUUGUAAUAAAUCAAAACUUGUUUCUAGUUCCAAUUCCACUGUUAGUGGUCCUUUUAUUUCCAGUUUGUUUUCAGCUUCUGUCAUUUCCAAUGUAAGUUUAUGGCACUCUAGGUUGGGUCAUAUCCCUAUUUCCAAUAUGAAGAAUAUUUCAUCAAUUCAGUCUAUUUUUUCACAUUUCAAUGAUUUACCUUGUGAUAUUUGUGCUAAAUCUAGACAAGUUAAAUUACCUUAUCCUUCCAGUUCCAUUUCAUCAUCUCACAUUUUUGAUUUAAUUCAUGUGGAUACUUGGGGACCUUACAAAGUUCCUACUCAUGAUGGUUUCAAAUACUUCCUUACCAUUGUUGAUGAUUAUAGUAGGGGGACAUGGACUUUUCUUCUUAGCACUAAAUCUAAUGCAUUCAAUAUUCUUAAACAUUUUUUUGCCAUGACUGAAAGGCAAUUCAACACUAAAGUCAAGAUUAUGAGGUCUGAUAAUGCCUUAGAACUAGGCAGUAGCACUUCUUCUUCUUAAU
Messenger RNA from Lycium barbarum (goji berry), 2943 nucleotides. RefSeq lists its product as uncharacterized. The coding region runs from base 1174 to 2064 and encodes 296 amino acids. The transcript is spliced from 2 exons. The record is from RefSeq and is a predicted model, not a curated record. Lineage: Eukaryota; Viridiplantae; Streptophyta; Magnoliopsida; Solanales; Solanaceae.